ACGGGUUGCGUGUGGGGUAAGGCGGGCAUCCACGUCGCUGCCCCCGAGCGGCACAAAGUUCUUCACGAUGUGGCUGAAGCCUGAGGAAGUGCUCCUGAAAAAUGCGCUGAAGCUGUGGCUGAUGGAAAGGUCCAACGACUACUUCGUGCUGCAGCGGCGUCGGGGCUACGAAGAGGAAGGCGGAGGGGGGCUCACAGGGCUUCUGGUUGGGACUCUGGAUUCGGUUUUAGACUCUACUGCUAAAGUAGCUCCAUUUCGCAUCCUACACCAGACACCGGAUUCUCAAGUUUACUUGUCAAUUGCAUGUGGAGCCAACAGAGAAGAAAUAACCAAGCAUUGGGAUUGGUUGGAGCAAAACAUUAUGAAGACCUUAUCUGUGUUUGAUUCAAGUGCAGAUAUUACUAAUUUUGUACAAGGAAAGAUAAGAGGAUUAAUUGCUGAAGAGGGAAAACAUUCUUUUGCAAAAGAAGAUGAUCCUGAGAAAUUUCGAGAAGCCCUUUUGAAAUUUGAAAAAUGUUUUGGUUUACCAGAGCAAGAGAAGUUAGUGACCUAUUAUUCGUGCAGUUAUUGGAAAGGACGGGUUCCUUGUCAGGGUUGGCUUUAUCUUAGCACCAACUUUCUGAGCUUCUAUUCUUUUUUAUUGGGAUCAGAAAUAAAACUCAUUAUCUCCUGGGAUGCAGUCUCAAAACUUGAAAAGACUUCAAAUGUCAUACUAACAGAGAGUAUUCAUGUGUGUUCCCAAGGGGAGAAUCACUACUUUUCAAUGUUUUUACACAUUAACCAAACAUACCUUCUUAUGGAACAGCUGGCAAACUAUGCCAUAAGGAGACUUUUUGAUAAGGAAACAUUUGAUAAUGACCCAAUCCUUGAUGAUCCUCUACAAAUCACCAAAAGGGUCAGAGUACUAGCUUCUGAGAAAUUCUCUGUUUCUUUUAGUGAAGCCUUACAGCUGUUACUGAAAGUCUUAGCUAUAGAUAAGACAAAUGAUUCCAGCAAAUCUGUCAUCAUUAGCAUCAAAGGAAAAACAGCUUUUCGCUUCAGUGAAGUUAAAGACUUUGAGCAACUGGCGGCAAAACUCAGGCUCAAGUGCGGGGCAGCUUCAACUCAAUAUCAUGAUAUUAGCACAGAGCCUGCUAUUAGUUCUGACUCUACAGGACCAUCUGAUCAUUUUGAGGUACAAUCUUUGACAUGUCAGAGAGAAUGCAGUAAAACUGUGAACACCGAAGCCUUAAUGACAGUAUUUCACCCUCAGAAUUUGGAGAAUCUUAAUUCUAAAAUGUUGAAAGAAAAGAUGAAGGAACAGUCAUGGAACAUCCUAUUUGCAGAAUGUGGGCGUGGUGUUAGCAUGUUUCGGACCAAAAGAACUCGAGAUCUGGUUGUAAGAGGGAUUCCAGAGACCUUAAGAGGAGAGCUCUGGAUGCUUUUUUCAGGUGCUGUUAAUGACAUGGCUACUAAUCCUGGCUAUUAUGCUGAAGUGGUUGAGAAGUCCUUAGGGACCUCCAACUUGGCUACUGAAGAAAUUGAACGUGAUUUGCGUCGCUCCCUGCCUGAGCACCCAGCCUUUCAAAGUGACACUGGUAUAUCUGCUCUGAGGCGGGUACUUACUGCUUAUGCAUACAGGAAUCCCAAAAUUGGAUACUGCCAGGCAAUGAACAUUUUGACUUCAAUGCUGCUUCUGUAUGCAAAAGAAGAAGAAGCUUUUUGGCUUCUGGUUGCUGUAUGUGAACGAAUGUUGCCUGAUUAUUUUAAUCGUCGAAUCAUUGGUGCCUUGGUGGAUCAGGCAGUCUUCGAAGAACUUAUCAGGGAUCACCUCCCUCAGCUGACAGAACACAUGACUGACUUGACAUUCUUUUCCUCAGUUUCUCUCUCAUGGUUUCUCACACUUUUCAUCAGUGUGCUGCCUAUUGAAAGUGCAGUGAAUGUAGUGGACUGUUUCUUCUAUGAUGGAAUAAAGGCCAUUUUGCAACUGGGAUUGGCAAUACUUGACUAUAAUUUAGACAAACUGCUGACUUGUAAAGAUGAUGCUGAAGCUGUGACAACUUUAAACAGGUUCUUUGACAAUGUCACUAAUAAGGAUAGCCCAUUGCCUUCAAGUGUUCAGCAGGGUUCAAAUGUGAGUGAUGAAAAAAGCAGUCAUAUUAGAGUGGAUAUUACAGAUUUGAUUAGAGAGUCAAAUGAGAAAUAUGGUAAUAUUCGCUAUGAAGAUAUACACACUAUGCGCUGUCGAAAUAGGUUGUAUGUGAUACAGACUCUAGAGGAAACAACAAAGCAGAAUGUGUUGCGUGUUGUAUCACAAGAUGUGAAAUUGAGCCUUCGUGAAUUGGAUGAACUUUACAUCAUCUUUAAGAAAGAGCUAUUUUUAUCUUGUUAUUGGUGUGUGAGUUGUCCGGUAUUGAAGCACCAUGACCCCAGUCUGCCAUAUUUGGAACAGUAUCAGAUUGACUGCCAGCAGUUCAGAGCAUUGUAUCACUUGUUGAGUCCCUGGGCUCAUUCUGCAAACAGAGAUUCACUAGCUUUAUGGACAUUCAGAUUGUUGGAUGAAAACUCUGACUGCCUUAUAAACUUCAAAGAAUUCUCCUCUGCAAUUGACAUAAUGUACAAUGGAAGUUUUACUGAGAAGCUCAAGCUGCUUUUUAAGCUUCAUAUUCCUCCAGCUUACACUGAAGUGAAAUCUAAGGACCCUUCAAAAGGAGAUGAACUUUCCAAGGAAGAAUUACUUUAUUUCAGUCAACUCCAUGUUUCCAAGCCUGCAAAUGAGAAGGAAGCAAAAUCAGUAAAAAACAGCCCUGAAAAAGGCAAAGGAAAAAUUGAUAUUCAAGCAUAUCUAAGUCAAUGGCAAGAUGACCUUUUCAAAAAAGAAGAAAACAUCAAGGAUUUACCAAGAAUGAAUCAGUCACAAUUUAUUCAGUUUUCAAAGACCCUUUAUAACUUAUUUCAUGAGGACCCUGAAGAAGAGUCAUUAUAUCAAGCCAUUGCUGUUGUAACCAGCCUUUUGCUUAGAAUGGAAGAAGUUGGAAGAAAACUGCAUAGCCCUACAUCAUCAGCCAAAGGAUUCUCUGGUACAGUCUGUGCUUCUGGAGGACCCAGUGAGAGGAAAACAGAGAGCCACUUGGAGGAAGAUCCCUCCUCUCCUAAGGCGGAACCUCAGUGGUCAUUUGCAUUUGAACAGAUUCUUGCAUCUCUCUUGAAUGAACCAGCUUUGGUGAGGUUUUUUGAGAAACCCAUAGAUGUAAAAGCCAAGCUAGAAAAUGCAAAAACCUCUCAGUUAAGGUCUAGAACCAAGAUGUAAAUCUCUUAAAAGGAAUAACUUAUCAUAGACAAGUUUACCAAGAUUCCUAUAGCUAUCAGCUUGAUUCUGGGAGUAGGGCUCAGGGAUUUAUCUUGUUAUCAAUGUGUUUGAAGGCCAAAAAAAAAAAUUCAGAAGCACAAUGCGUCAUUCCUUUAUGAUGAUCUCAAAUUUUGAUAUCCUCAAAUACAAAAAUACUUUUUUAUAUUUCACAAGAUAUGCAAUAUCAGGGGAGUAUGCAAAUGCUACCACCAGAGGGCACCAGCAUAUCACUUUUAGUAAGGAAAUUACUAGCUUGUUUUGCUUUUUAUAUAUGAAUUACUGAUGACUUUGAAAAGAUGGUGUUAUGUUUGAGUGUUAGU
This is a messenger RNA of Propithecus coquereli (Coquerel's sifaka), 3648 nucleotides long. RefSeq names its product TBC1 domain family, member 8B (with GRAM domain) (gene TBC1D8B). Gene Ontology annotation, molecular function: calcium ion binding. The record is from RefSeq and is a predicted model, not a curated record. Bases 68 to 3289 code for a protein of 1073 amino acids. The transcript has 21 exons. NCBI's taxonomy places the organism in Eukaryota, Metazoa, Chordata, Mammalia, Primates, Indriidae.